Molecule: messenger RNA, 1428 nt
Organism: Xenopus tropicalis (tropical clawed frog)
Lineage: Eukaryota; Metazoa; Chordata; Amphibia; Anura; Pipidae
Gene: neurog3
Product: neurogenin 3
Exons: 2
Coding region: 218-898 (226 amino acids)
Cellular component (GO): nucleus
Molecular function (GO): protein dimerization activity; protein heterodimerization activity
Source: RefSeq, a predicted model, not a curated record
UAAGAUAACGUGUGCCAAGGGGGCAUGCUUUGUAUUGACUACCAAAUCAGCAUUGUCCUGGGCUGCAUAUAUAAAGAUUGUGAGAAAGUCUGUUGCUCAUCUCUCACACAGUUCAGCUGUACAGUUACCUCGCACCCUUCUGUCCAACGGGACAGGGCAGGCAGCUCACCUUGCAGGACACACAACAUACAGAGAACCCACAGUCUUGGUUUUGAGGAUGUCUCCCAAGAGUGACUGUCCCCAUAUGCAGAGGAGAAGCGAGUCAGAGCUUUAUUACGAGAUUUCGGACAAUGAAGUGCCCCCUUUCUCACCCCCCUGCACCCCAGACUCCCAGUUAAGCCUUGCAGAAAGUGAAGACUGCACUUUGGUAGAUGGCUACUCCCACCCCAGGGGGAAUGAGAGAAAGAAGCAAAAGGUGAAGCGAAUGCGAUCAAAGGUAAAGAGCAACACCACUGUCAUAAAACAGAGGAGAAAUCGCAGAGUGAAAGCCAAUGACAGGGAGAGAAAUCGCAUGCACAACCUGAACUCAGCUCUGGAUGCACUGAGAAGUGUCCUACCCACCUUCCCAGAUGAUGCCAAACUCACCAAGAUAGAGACCCUAAGGUUUGCACACAAUUAUAUUUGGGCUCUGUCGGAAACUCUCCGGAUGGCUGACCAGAGCCUCCUCAGCCCCGAGCAGCAGCACUUGUUGGACUCCUUAAAGAAGCUCCCCAAAAGUUGCCUGAUGAUGGAUCUCUCCAGCCCUACCAGCAGCACUUCCUCGACUGAAUGGGACUCUCUGUACUCCCCACUGUUCCAGGAUAGUAGCCUCAGCCCCACCGGUUCCAUGGAUGAAUUGAUGCCUCAGUCCCACCCUUGCCUAAGACACAGCACUUCAAUAGCAGCAGAGUUUGUGUAAAGCUGCCAUACAGCUUCCCCUGCUCCUACCCAUUGGCUCGUGUGGGACUCUCACCAUAUAGAGCCACACUACUAAGCUACCUAACGCAUCUGCCUUCCCUUUAAAUUAUAUUCUCUCUCUUCUUCCCAUAUUUGCCUUAACAAAGCAUUCUCUACUCUGUGCACUUUGUAUACUAAUCACCCUUUGCCCCUUAGUUUGACGAGCUCUUAUAUACGUUUAUAUCCAACUUUUGUAUUUUCUCCAACUUUUUCUUAGUGUGGAAAUCGUGUAAUUUUAUACUGAUUUUUUUUGUUUGUUUGUUAUGGCUGGUAUAUGGCUACACAAGCUCUGUCAAUAUUAUGCUGCAUUGAAACAAAAUGAUUUCCCAUAAUCAAUGUACUUAAAUUAUAUAAUUUGCUGUUCAGUGUAUUUAUUAUUUUUAAGUCAUAAGAAAUAUAUAUUUUGUACAAAUGAUAAGAAUAUUUUUUUCACACCAGCCAGGAUUAUUGAACUAAAAAAUGCUGGCAAUAAAGGUUUCUUUACAAAAUAUA